AUGACAAAAAAGACCCGGGCGAUGUUCAUUGACCACAAACUACCAGACGUCGCAGAACAGUGUCAACGUGAUGAUUUAUUCUUUGGUACACCAGAAUUAUCCAUAGGUUCUACAGAACCAAGUGAUCCAACCCCUUUUCAAUCUGAUGAGACUUCCGGCGAUGUCUCUUGCAACGAAUUUGUGGGACAAGAUGAAGCUGAUGACUUUGAUAUAUGGAUGAUACAGGAGCAAGAGCCAUUGCAAGAGCCUGUGAACUAUCAAUCAUGGGAUUCAUUUACUGUUGAGAGUUUCAAAGAACCUCAAAUGGCCUAUUUGACCGAAGCUGGAACUCGAGUCUUUGACACGGUAUUAACUGCUGAACAUGAUUUUUUGAAGGUUGGGAACAAUUACCAUGAUGUAGUGGAUUCGAGAAUAUUUGCUACUUCAGUCCUCGCACUAGGUUUGGGCAGGAAUUCAAUGUUCUUCACAUGGGAUGCAGAAAAGCGUUCAUUUACCGCGGCCCUUCAGAAGUUCAGGAUCUCUGGUCACACUGCACAAUCUCUCAAAAGCUUCCUGGCUUUAUUCUAUGACUGCGGAAAUAUAACCAAGUUCCUUCAAGACUUUGUCGAGAAAACCUACUCGUUAAAGAAAUCACCAGGUCGAAUUGCCUUGGCCGAAUCUAUUUCAAUUGUGAUUGCAACAAUUCAGUCACAGCUGAAUGUAAGCUCUUCCGAUUAUGAGAGCGUUUUACAGCUGCAAGCGUUAUUUCGACCGGCUCAUUCGGUUCUUACAUGCUUCAAACGAUUAGUAAGGAAAACGCUACCAAAGAAGAGCGAUGAAGCAAUACUGUCCACACUCUUCGAAGAAAUUCAACUUUUGGAACAUAGGACAGACACCCUCAGAGACAUUCUUCUCGAGAUACUCUCUAGGGUAUCAAUACCUUGGCUUGAGUUCGCCGGUGAAUGGCUUGGACUACAAAGAGAGAUUGGCUUACCGCUGACAAAAGAUGGUCCUGGAAAGUGUUUUGUGAAGGUCGAUAACAAGGAGUGGGUGGAUGAGGCUGGUCUCGAGUUGAAUGAGCCUGACUUUAUAUUGGACCAUGAGAAGAUUCCUUCAUUCAUGUCGUUUGAAGAUGCACAAAUAAUGUUUGAAGUGGGCAGGAGCCUUCGAAUUUUGCGGACCCACCAUAUAGAUCAUCCCCUAUCGAAAAUGAAAGUGGUGGAAUCCGUUGCACCACCAGCUCUUGAAUGGAGAUAUUCCUGGCAAGAUAUCCUGGACAUAGAAACCAAAUCCUUGAAAUACGAACAAGAUUUGACCGCUGCACUUCGCACGUUUUCGGAAUCACACUCAACGACGAAAACCACAGCUACCGAGUCCAAGUAUGAGCUCUUUAAUUUCGAUCUAGAUUUCUUCGGGAAACCCGAAGAAGAUAUACAAACUCGUGUUAUGGCAUCUAUCAAUCAUUUAAAUUCGAAUUUGAAGGAACCUCAAGCUCCGUUCAAGCUUAAAAAACUUUUAGAAGCCUGCCUUUCAUCAACGUCUGAGGCUUCACGGGAGCAUGACUCGAUAUUCUCCCCGCCGAUCUCCUUGGCUCCUUUACUCUCAUUUAAUCCAAUUAUUUCUGCACAAGCUCGAGUAGUGAAUGGGGUUUGUAUGCAAUUGUUUUUCAAGUCUCAUGAACUACGGAGUCACCUCUCUUUACAGAAAGACUUUCAUUUGCUCGGAAAUGGUGUUUUCUCAAGCCGACUUUCUCAUGCGCUGUUUGACCCAGAAUUAGAGAGUGCAGAGAGACAGAAAGGAGUGGCUCUAUCUGGUGGAUCCAUGGGCUUGCGACUUGGCGGCAGAGAUACAUGGCCACCAGCGAGUUCUGAACUACGACUUGCAUUAAUGGGCGUCCUGACGGAAAGUUAUACAUCAUAUCAACCCAUAAAUCUUUCUUCGAUCGGUGGGUAUCUCGAACGCCAAGGAUCUCUCCCGGGAGACUUGAGUUUCGCCGUCCGAGAUAUGUCUGAAGAAGAAAUCGAAAAGUGUAUGGACCCUAAUUCUAUUGAAGCUCUAGAUUUCCUACGACUUUCAUACAAACCCCCGGCACCGUUGGAAUCCAUAUUGACUCCCGUCAUUCUCUACAAAUAUGAUCAACUUUUCAAGCAACUACUGCGCACCCUCAGAAUGCUAUACGUUGUUUCAGCACUUUUUCGUGAUGCUACAGAUAGGACAUCCUCUUGGCGGAGUAUUGAUCCCUGUGCGCGGAAGUUCCGCAUCGAAGCUCAUCACUUCAUCUCCUCGGUUUGUGGAUAUUUUUUUGACACGGGAAUCGCAUCAACUUGGCGUAUCUUUGAGAAAAAACUGGAUGAGAUUGAAGAGCGUUUGAACUCUGAGGACAUUUCGCUCGGUCAGAAUGAGGGACUCGAUAAGCUCAGAGACUACCAUGAACGUGUACUCGACAAGAUGUUAUUCGCCUUGUUGCUGAGAAAGAGACAAAAACCAGUCAUGCAACUAUUGGAAGAGAUAUUCAGCAUAAUUUUGCGGUUCUCGAAACACUCGCGAGAGAGGGCUUUGGGGACUCGAGGUGAUGUAGGGGAUACAGGCAGAGAUGAAGAUAUUAGAGUAUUGUAUGGGAAGUUUAGGAAGAGGGUAGGAGUUUUCAUCACUGUUUGUAGGGGAUUGAGUGAAAAGAAGGGCUAUGGUGAGAAGAUCUUCGAUACGCGGCCAAGGAGUGCAGGCUUGUUCGACGCUGCAGAUUUAGCAGAAGAAAAUACUGUUGGGCAAUUGGUGUUACGAUUGGAGAUGUCGGGAUAUUACCUGAGUGGGAUAUGA
This is a messenger RNA of Sclerotinia sclerotiorum 1980 UF-70, 2796 nucleotides long. RefSeq lists its product as hypothetical. Gene Ontology annotation, molecular function: gamma-tubulin binding; microtubule minus-end binding. The transcript has 2 exons. Gene Ontology annotation, biological process: spindle assembly; microtubule nucleation; cytoplasmic microtubule organization. The record is from RefSeq and is a predicted model, not a curated record. Gene Ontology annotation, cellular component: centrosome; spindle pole; gamma-tubulin complex. The coding region runs from base 1 to 2796 and encodes 931 amino acids. NCBI's taxonomy places the organism in Eukaryota, Fungi, Ascomycota, Leotiomycetes, Helotiales, Sclerotiniaceae.